AUGAAUCGCGAUCUCGCAAAAUCUCAGGCCUUCCACGACAAGAAGAGGUCCGAGGUCGAAGACGGCACCGCACAACGGGAUCGACAUGCGAGAGUGGUAGAGAAGGGUUUAGAGCUCGGCAAAUUACUGGCCAUCAAGCCCAUCACAUCGACCUUUGACACCGUCGAGGAGCACCUCGACACGAUCGCUCGAGAGCGCGGUUUCGCUCGCCUCUCUGCCUCUUUCUACAAUCGGCUCGACAUUCCUACUCGAGAAUGGCUAGCCCCUUUUCUCGUGAAUCCCUACACCACAUCCCCUAAACAUCCGGCUCUCAAGCUGUGCGUCAAAGGGGAAUUGAAGAAGGCCUUCCGUGUGUACAUUCGGACCUACGAGACCACGGUCGGAGAGGAGAGGGAGAGGCUGAAGGCCUUUAUGGCUGCAUACCCGCAAUACACGCCGUCGGUCAUGGCCAAGCUGCAAAGCCUUUCCAACGCAAUCAAUGACUCUGAUAUCAUCUGGGGUCACUACAUUGGACAAACCAUGUCAGACGCAGGACCAAUCGGAAGACACGAAGCCGAUUGCGAGCAGGCGUUCCGGAAAAGCGGUAUGAUGACAACGUUCUACCGGUGGAUCACAUUCACCUCCUCUCCGCAAGACAAUCUCCCCGCCCUCGACUGGAAGAUCUACGAAUUCAGAUCUUUCCAUACUCCUCUGGAUUUGAAUAAUUCGCUCGGUUCUGAUGGUGAUAUUUGGAGAAGUCGGUCGGACCUACAAGAACUUGAGGCCGGUCUGGUACUAGCGGCUGAUCGACGAGGAUGGAACUCGGCACCGGGAGGAGUUCCCCAAACAAGAUAUACGGUUCCCUCAGGGUUGAAAGACAUUCUAUCGUCGCCUUCAUUCAAGGCACAAGUAUCAUCCGAGCUUCUCCAGACGACUUUCGUCCCCCCACACCCAGAUUUGCGACGGCACUUUCAGGAGAAUUACUCGAUGGCUCCUGCCGUGCUCAACCGUGCUUUUAAUCAGACGGCUGCUUUUUGUUAUACAGAUGGAACAGCGGGAUUGUUACUUGUGGGGAGUAGGAUUACUAGAAGGGAUGACGGGGGUGACAGUGAUUGGUGGAACAAUGCAGGUCCUGCAUGUGUCUUAUGGAGGUUAAGCUUCGAUGCGGUCACAUUAUACGACGAUCAAGACCGGGACGAAAUCAGGUCGCAGUGGAGAUACGACGCAGUAUCGAUUGCAAAAUAUGGGGGUUUCGCCGACCUUUUCGCUGUCCCACUCGCCAAAAAUCCUAGCACUGAAGAUCUCAGGCGGGCCGGUACUCAUCUCGGUCGCCUCAUCGGGGAACUCGUGCGUCCCCGUGUUGUUUGCUUCAUGAGCAACGAAGUUCGUCUGGCACUCAAGGAGGGCAGGUUGCGGACGUCCUCGGAACCUUCUGUCGAGCAAGUUCAGGGAGUCGAGGACAGGGAACUUCCCGGGGAGCAGUGGCGUUGGACCGAGGGCGAGACCGGGGCAAUCAGGGAGGCUGGCUCGAUCCAGGUGGAAAAGGUUGGUAAUCAUCAUUGUGUUGCUGUAUUCCAGGCAAGUGCUAGCCGGCAGCAAGCUACUUGGGGAGAAAAGGCGGCUCUUCUGGUCGUUGAGGAUAUUAAGCAACAUGACAUUCUCAAAUUCUUGGAACGCCUCAAGAAAGAAAUCCUGCAAAUAACUUCUCUUCAAUCGGCCAUUCGUAUGCUUCAGAGACCCAUGAGCGUGGAGACUUUUGACGAAAGGUCUACCAUUUCCAAGACCGUACGGAAGAACUUUGUGGAGUCCGAUCCCGUAGCGAUAGGCAAGCCAUGGAGUAAAGAGAGGACACAGCAGGUAGAAACCCUGCUAGGGCAGGUGUCAUCGUGGAUCGACGCUGAGGACAAGAAGAAAGUGGACACGACAAUACAACAGAUGCUCAAAGCUCGAGAGGGCAAGCACCUUCGUAUUUCGAUAUACAGUCAAAACUCGAAGAGCGAGCUGACCGACGCCGCGAUCAAGAAGGCAAGGAGUUGUAUAGACAUGGUCACCCGCGAUCGGGGGAGAAGGAUCACGGCGGCGAAUAUGGACGGUCCUUGGCCAACCUACAGCGGGAACAACCCUUCACUCAAGGAAGCGCUUGACUGGGUCUCCUCGGUUCCUGGUCCUGAAGGUAUCAAGCGCACCACUGGCAAGGACCCCAACCAGUGCUUGUUCCUGUGUUCAUGCACUAAAUGCGGUGCUGAGGGCCUUGUUCGUCUGAACACUCGCCUGCACUUUUGCAGGGGAGAAGAUGACGAAUUGGAGGAGGGGCUGAGUAUUUCGGCGAAGAACAGCCCGGUACGGUUCAUCAAGGUGGUGGUGCCGUUCAUGUUGUUCCGCUCCAAGUUCCGCAGUGAUAUCGAGAAGACGAUCCUGGCAGAAGCACCUGAAGCGUACAGACUUCAAUGGGGGGCCGUCCCGCCGUCAUCGCAGAUCAUCUCCAUCGUCAAGGUAAACGGGGAGUCACAGGCUACCGCUCAGGCAUGGGGGAAUUUCCAACUGGAUCUUUGGAAGCAGAUUUACGAGAUGCAAAAAGCAGGAAAAGCAUGGGAUAAGGCUCAGAUCAAGCUGGAUAUGGAGUACCAGAAGUUCGUGAAGACUACUUAUCAGUAG
Filobasidium floriforme is the source of this 2634-nucleotide messenger RNA. RefSeq lists its product as uncharacterized. The record is from RefSeq and is a predicted model, not a curated record. Lineage: Eukaryota; Fungi; Basidiomycota; Tremellomycetes; Filobasidiales; Filobasidiaceae. Bases 1 to 2634 code for a protein of 877 amino acids. The transcript has 13 exons.